AAUGUUAUGCUAAAUCUUAGUCUGACAUUGGAAUUUAUAGAAUUUAACUGUAUUUCUAUCCAUUUCACAAUAUUUUAACACAAUCCAGUCCAUUACAAAAACCUGGUGUAUAGUGUUGUUAAUCGACUGCAUUGCUAGAGCAAUUUAUACAUGCAUAAUAUGCAUUGAAAUAUUCCUAACCAAGAAAACCGAAAACAUCGUAUCGCCGUUGUCGAUUGUCCCAUUUGAUAGUUGCCAUGACUACCAGAACUUUAUCAUUCUUGUUUUAUGAUCGUGUCUUUGGCAAUAAGUUUCUUAUUCUUGUUCCUUAAAAACUGCUGCAGGGAUGCGUAAAGAGAGCUGAAGUCGAACUUGGAGUUUCCGUUGUUGUUAGAGUUGAGAUUAUAAUUAGCAGAGCCAAAAACAGGGCGGAAUCGAAGGCUUUUAGAAUUAUCCGACGCUUUUUCGAGGCUUGGCGUCUCAUCAUCAGCCACAACUUUGUCUUCUGUUUCUUGGGCCGGCCCUUGAGAUUUCACGAGAGCAUCAACUUCCAUCAUUUUCCAGAAACAAGAAUCGUCGUCAUCGGCAAUCUCACACGGAUCUUGUUCUGGGUUCUGCGUUGGCAAUCAGUUCAGAAAAUAGUGAGCUGAAUAGCAAAUUGUCAUUUUCGUUGUUGUUGUUGUUGAUCAACGUCUCUGAUGAUGGACGAUUCAUCAAUGGUCGGUUAGAUUUCAUUGCGACCAUUGGACGAACUAGCAUUAAUGGUUGAGGCCAUGCUAACUAAUGUGAUGAUAACUGAUGCCUAUAGAAUUAAUGGAAAAUUGCUCACUAUUUGUUCUAGGACGUUGCUAUUAAUUUUUUAAUCAUUUUUUAGUUACCGUUAAAUGCAUGUUUAUUCGCUGAAGUUGUGGUGCAGGAGGGUGAGAACAACGAGUGUGCUGAAUUUACACUGACAGACGAAAUACUUUUAUACUAAAACUGUUUCUUCCGAUAUUCAUUUCCCAUUUUCAAGGUCCUCGGAGAGAGACUUUUAUUUUUAUCUUUUUUAAUUUAUCGUUAAUCUGGCCAGAUUAACUACGCGCUUGUCCACCCAAUUAAUUGGCUGAAAUUCAUGAGGAACCACUACAUAUUAACUGAAACCUUGUGAUGACGGGAAGUUAAAACCGCAAACUGAACACCACAGCAACUAAAAAUACACGGCCUUGCAAUUAAAACUAGCAGGGUUUUGGCUGUUUUCCGGCUUGCCACAUCGUCAUUUCAAAGUUUUUCUUUUAGAAAGCAAAGAUGAUACGAAGGAACCCAAGUGCACUGAUUAAACAAAGGACCCUUCCAAAUGGUGAAGUUUUGCGAAAUAAUUAGAAGCUCAUUCCACAACCACUUUGAUUCAAAGGUGCACUGUCUGUACGCCACUUGUAUAUAAAGACGCACUAAAAGUCAUCAAAGUCACCACAAGUUUCCAGUUUGACUUUCAAAGCAUUUCCAGCUCUUUUCCAUUUCAAUCAAUCACUAUGAGGAUCAUUGUCGCUCUUUCCGCUCUUGUUUUGGCCGUGUGCAUCGUGACGAGCCAAUGCAAACCGACGGGAAACACCAACAUCAACCAAAAUAGCAACGCAAACUCCAAUUUUGAUUUCCUAUCGAGUUUCCUUAGCUCCGUGUUGAUCCAACAAAGAAAAGCCAAGGCUAUCGCAAUCCGAGCUAAAGUUGAAUCUCCCGCCGCCGUAAGCAUCGCCCAGCCAACGGCCGAGGCCCAACAAGACGUUAAACAAACCGCUGAUGAAUCCCAAGCACCGGCUGAUGACACUGUGGUGGAUGCUGCUUCCACUGAUGAAUCUGCCCCUCGCUCUGAGCCUCAAGAAGAUGCACCCCAAGAUGAGGAUCAGUUUAUGUUCAUCCAAUCGCGUAUGGCACAAGACUUUUAAACUCCCUCAAAGCCAUCUGACCGAACGCAAUCAUCUUGACAUCCGUUAAUCUGUAUUUUCACCAUUAGAUGCUGAAAAUGAAAAACUGUGUACAACAGUUCUUUGAUUUAAUGGCAUAAGUGAAUAAAGAAUUAUAAAAGAGAAUAAAAAAAAAAAAGGGAAGAAAAUGAAAGUAUAGAAGAAUCUUAAAGGGCAUUUGAACGUAAAAAACGUUCGGACAAGCAAACGGCUUAUCAUGCCGUGUUGUUCAAAAUUUCAAGCUGAUACCGGAGCCCAGGCUGAACAAACGUCAGGUAAUUAAGGUAUAACCUUGGAUGAUAACAAGUCGUAACAAGUGUAAAUACAUUUUCUACGUGUCAAGAUGGAAGAAGGAUUAACCGAUAGCGACUGCCGUCCUUUAAUGCUUUACGAACGGUUUUAUCGUUGGCUCAGUUCCAUGUCUCACAGUUUCGGUGUUGCUCUGCAUAAUAGGGACCACCAGCUGUUUGAAAAAUUUUCAUUGUUAUUGCAGAAAAUUAUAAUUUUAAAGGUGAAAAACAGUCUAAUUAAAAGCCUACCAAUGGCUGGACUCAUUCGAAUAUCAGCCCUGGGUCGUGAUGCGCAGGUUGGAGAUCUCUACAACUACCUCACCGACGUCAUUGUGCCAAGUGGGAUCGACGUGCCGAAUGAACUCAAAACGAUUUCGGAAACUGCGGGAAAACCGAAGGGCUUGUUCAUCUACCAGCAACCUGAAAAAUCCAAACGUCAUUUGCUGGGUAUCAACUCUCAUCUACUUGAGAAUAUGAAGCGAGGGUCUGUGCCCGAUCACCAACUUUGGUUCGCCGAUUACCUCAAUACAAACACGAUGGAUGGUGAUGAACGACAUGCGCAAGUCACUCUUUUGUUUCGAGCAGUGCAGAGAACCGAAACUCUGGAUUUGCAUUUUCUAAGAUCGAAAAUAGACGACUAUCAGCUUAGAAGUUCUGCCGCGGGAGCAACGCAUGUCAUUGAUGAGGUCGUCUACGGUGCGGAGGUGAUUUGUUCAAUGCGCAAAGUGUUAGAUUUGUCGCAAGAAACAAAGGAAAGCGCUGAAGUGAGUAUUUACUUGGCGGCUAAAGAAUAUUUGGAUGUGACAAUUCUGAAAUCGUUCAAUCUACUGGAAUUGCCAGUCGAACUGGACCAAAUCUCCUGUACGGUUUUGAGUAGUAUCGAAUCUGGUGAAAAGAUUAAAAUGGAUUUUAACUCAUUCAAUCUCUACUUGCAAAAUCUGCUGAAUACGGACAACAAUCGACAGAAGUGGAAACCUUUGGAAUUUCUUCUGCGAAAUAUGUCUGCUGCUCAUAUCGAAGCCAAACUGUGGUCAGAGAGAAAGGAUGAUGUCGCACUGGAGAAAGAGCAUCGUCAAGUCACCAGAAAAUGGAUAAUUAAAGAAAUGCGGGACAUUUUUAUCGAUCCUUCUCUUCAACGUUUUCCUUUGCUCGAAAAAUUUAUUUGGUACUUCAAUGAUUUGCUGCCCCGUGUUUGGGAUAAAAUCGAGGAAGCCUACAAGACAUUUGAGAUGUUACCCGAAGAAAGGGCUUUAGAAGAAAUGAUGUACAUUUCAGAUUGGCUCAAGGAAAUAAUCGACUUGUUUGCCUAUAUGCGAAAGAAUAUCCGAGAAAUUUGUUGGCUUUUGAAAGACACUGAUUUAGUUCUGCUGGAUAGGAAAGAAAUCGUAGCUCAAACGACGAAGACUUAUUGCAAAAUCGCCAAACUGUUCGUCUUGAACAUUGAAUACAAACAUCUCCCCAUCGUGAAUGACCUAGAGAAAUUUGUUGGUCAACGAGCUCCGACUGCUUUGCUGCCUGUUUUGCCGAUUUUCUCGUACGAGAAGGAGCAAAUCGGAUGCGUUCGUACUGCGAUAAGCGAAUUCGCAAACGUGGCAAAACUGGCCAGAGGCCGGGGUUCAAUGAAUGGCAUGAGCUACCACAUAGGAUUUUACUCUCCGACGUUGAACGAUGCAGCUGUAGUAACUGUAGACUUUUCUAAUGAAUGGCGGAUGGUUAUCUCAGUGGAUAAUCCAGUCGGAUACUUGAAAGAGCCCCGAUUGCUUGCCAGAAGUUUUUCUGUUUCUUCUUCUUUGCCUCCUCCUUUGACUCCGACCGUUGUUUCAAAUCAAAAUCAAGAAUUGAAGACGGACAAGGCUUCUGAGUGUAUCAACCCGAAUACCCAUUUUGCUGAAAAUCCCACAGCCAAAAUGAAGGACAACUUCGAUGUAGAUACCAGAUUUGCAGCAACAGACUCAACGAAAACAAAGUCGUCGAUGCAGCAAUCGCAUCAGUCGGCAGCAACGGCCGUCAGCCUGAAUGACCAGAUCGUAGUCAGAUCCGAGGCAAAGCGGCUAAGUUUACAGAUUGGCCAACUCAACUUGGGUGAUGCAAAAGCAAAAGAGUUAUGGACACUCGUGGACGCUCAAUUUAAGAAGAAUUUCAACGACUGUAGAAGCAGGGCACAAAAUUCAAGAAUCAGCAAGCCAAGGAGUUGUACUAACAAGCGUUGCACCAAAACACAUGCAAUAUCUCCUUCUGAAAAAGUGUGGAGGACUCGACAUCAGGAAAGGAGCGAUGAAAUCGUAGAUGGCAGAGGUAAUGGCAAAGUCGACGAAGUUGGGGAAGUCGAUCCUAACGAGGACCAAAAUUACAGGCGGACGUCCCAAAGAAACACGGAGCUUCAUGAAAAUCGAAGAAUUGCUGAGGUUUACAUUGACGAAGGCAGUUUGUACAGCAAACUAAUAAGAAGGGGACCGCCAAAUAUUUAUUUGCUGAAUGCGAUAGAAAAAUCAAAUGACAACGACUUCAAAUGGUUCGACAUUUGCCGUCCCGGCGACCCUAUGCGGUCGCCCAAUCCGAAGAACCACAAAUGUAUCAUUUUGAUGGGUGCGACUGGAUCUGGCAAAAGCACCCUAAUCCAUGGCAUGAUUAAUUACAUCUUGGAAGUCCAAUGGAACGAUCCGUUUCGUUUCAAGUGCGUCCGCGAAGACGAAAUCGUGGCCAGGAUCCAGGCGCACAGUCAAACGAGUUCUGUAACGGCCUACACUCUCCACCAUCAAGAAGGAAUGACCAUUCCGUAUUCCAUCACCAUCAUCGAUAACCCUGGUUAUGGAGAUACAGGUGGAGUAGAAAAGGACAAGGAAAUAACGGCCAAAAUCCACCGUUUUCUAACUCAACAAGAAAUUCCAAUCGAUGGAAUUCACGCCGCUUGUUUUGUGGCCGCUUCGGGUGAUAGUCGACUGACGGCCACCCAACGUUACAUCAUUGACUCCGUGCUGUCCAUCUUUGGUAACGACGUGAAAGAGAACCUUCGAUUAUUGGUGACAUUUGCAGACAACGCCGAUCCUCCCGUCGUCGGUGCUUGUCUUUCUGCCAAUUUCCCUACGACAUCCGCAUCGGACGGCAUCGCCUACAGCAAAUUCAACAUCUCAGUUCUCUAUUGUUCCAUUGCGAAACAGGGAAAUGACGAAUUUAGUUUUGACGAAUUGUUCUGGUACAUGAGUCAUGAAAAUUUUAAGAAAUUUUUCGUCAUGUUGGAAACAAUGAAGAGUAUAAGGGCGAUUUGAAGUCGAUCCGGCAAGUCAUUCCUGGUCUUGUAAAUGUAUCGGCUUUGACCACGCAUUAGGCAAGCGAAAAUGGCGAGUGAUUCCCGAAAAGGUAACAGUAUAAAUGAAAGCCUAAUACGAAUCGAAUUUUGAUUACAAGAUGAAAUCGCUUAUGGCCCAAGACUUUUAAACUCCCUCCAAGUCCAAGCCAUAGAACCGAACGCAAUCACCUUAACAUCCGUUGAUCUGUAUUUUCACCAUUAAAUGCAAAAAAUGAAAAUCGAUGUAGUACUGCAGUUCUCUGAUGUCACAGGUUGAGUGAAUAAAUGAAUUCUAUUAAUGAA
Messenger RNA from Daphnia magna, 5795 nucleotides. RefSeq lists its product as uncharacterized. The record is from RefSeq and is a predicted model, not a curated record. NCBI's taxonomy places the organism in Eukaryota, Metazoa, Arthropoda, Branchiopoda, Diplostraca, Daphniidae. The transcript has 5 exons. The coding region runs from base 2260 to 5472 and encodes 1070 amino acids.